Molecule: messenger RNA, 3958 nt
Organism: Oncorhynchus keta (chum salmon)
Lineage: Eukaryota; Metazoa; Chordata; Actinopteri; Salmoniformes; Salmonidae
Gene: kbtbd13a
Product: kelch repeat and BTB domain containing 13a
Exons: 1
Coding region: 645-2183 (512 amino acids)
Molecular function (GO): protein binding
Source: RefSeq, a predicted model, not a curated record
UUUAUACUACAGUAGGUGAAUCCGUCUAUGUGCAUGUAAGUAUUUGCACAGGUGCCACGACUGUAUUGGAACAAGGAGUAGCAUGCUGUUGUCAUGUGCAACAGAUCCCUAACAGACAAGGUUACUAAGAAUUUAACUGUUUGGAAUAAUAGUCUCGUAUAACAAAUGUGACCUCGGGGAACAAUCUAUUGUUGUCUCUCACCUUUUCCCAACCGCUCCAAGGCCAAGAGUUCUGACAUUUCCCGCUGGCACAAACUGUCAGCCUCACAGACAAAGACCAAUAAAUCAUCAGCAUAACUGUACUGCUGUGCCCAUCCAUUGGCCCACCCGCUCCUACUCGACCCUUCUCCCCUUUCCAGCAGGUCAACACUAGAUGCCCCUCCGGCUGCAUGUCACCAUAAUGUAUGAUAACUGUGCCACACGUUGCCUAACAGCUAACUAUAGCCUCUGCUAUUCUCGUAGCUGUGAAGAGCAAUACAAACAGUGGUUACCCUGUCAAGUGCAUCUGCUCUGCACAGAGGAGAGGAAAGGGGGGGAUUCGGUCUAGCUGCUACUGUACUUCAAGGAAAUAUCAUCAUGGAUAAAAUGUCAUGCUAGGACAUGAGAUAUUUUGAUCUGACUCAGCACUUAGUCACUCCUGACAAAUGCAUAUGUGCUGUUUGAACACUUCAGUUGAGGUGAUGGAGCCAAGCAGCUGCCCUGGCUCAGGGACCGACAGUGACAAGCUUGCCCUCGGCAAGUCUUUGGACUCAGGGAUGGACAGCCUGAAAGUGAGAGUUGACGGGAGCGUUUUUGUGGUGAACAAAGCCCUACUCGAGCAGCACUGUGAGUACUUCCGAGCCCUCUUCCAGUCGGGAAUGCGGGAAUGCCAACAGGAUGAGGUCCAUCUGCAAGGGCUGAGCGCCCGGGGAUUUGUGUUGGCGCUCCGGGUCCUGGACGGGGAUCGCCCCAUCCUGGGUGGUGACGAGAUUGUGGAAGCCAUAGAGUGUGCCACCUUUCUACAGGUGGAGUCUGUGACAAAGCACCUGACCAAUAUCAUCAACUCAGAGAACUGCUUGUUGAUGUACCACACGGCUGCGACCUACGGUUUAUGGGAUCUGUCCCAUCAAGCUGCUUUAUUCAUUAAAGACAUGUACUCGGACCUGAAGGAAGAUGUUGUGAGCACCUUACCAGAAGACCUAGUGGAGUACGUUGAGUCUCUCAUCCCCAGUCGGUACGUCACAGUCUGCAGCCACUCUCCUACCGUCGAGCAGCUCCAGGACUGUCAGAGGACGGUCUGCUACCUGGAUGACGAAGAUAGAGAAUGGAAGGUGCUGAGUCACCUACCCCUAAACACAAGCACCACUAUGGCAGGUGUGACCAUGCUAGACAACAAGCUGUACAUUAUAGGAGGCGUCCACGACCUCAGCAAGAAAGUUGUGGACUCUGGCUUCUGCUACGACCCAGAGAGUGACUCCUGGUCCACUAUUUCGAGUCCCCAGCAGCCACGCUACAACUUUACGUUAGUGGGCCACGAAGGCUGCCUCUACGCCAUCGGUGGGGAGUUCGACCGGAAGUCCAUGGCGUUGGUGGAGAAGUACAGUGUCUCCACAGCCACCUGGCGCUUCGCCGCUAAUCUCCCCUGCAGAGCCGCCAACGUGGCCUCCACCAAAGCCAUGAGCCGCAUCUUCAUCUGCCUCUGGAAACCCAAGGGCGUUACGGAGAUCCACGAGUACAUCCCUGAGAGGGACCAAUGGGUCCUGGUCACCACGCUAGUCCGUGACCAGAGCUAUGGCCACUGCAUGGUGGGUCACAGGGACAAUUUGUAUGUCAUGCGCAACGGGCCCUGCGAAGACUUCCUGAUGUGCGUGAUGGACUGCUACAACCUGACUACGGGUCAGUGGACAGCCUUGCCGGGGCAAUACGCAAACAGUAAAGGAGCCCUGUUCACAUCGGUAGUAAGAGGGGACUCAGUGUUCACCCUCAACCGCAUGAGGACCACAGAGUUCGCCGUGGAGGAGCACAGAUGGAAAACCAAGAGAGAGACCAAGGGCUUCGGGCGAAUCGGCUCCAUGUACACAUUUCUCAUGAGACUGCCCAAGGCCAAGACUGUGGGAAACACUGAGGUGUUGACAGACGGGCUGGAGUUUGGGAAUCGGAUCGACCACAGACGCAGAGACUCUCUGCUACAAUGCUUUGACUGACUUCCUGUGAAUAAGUUCAGUCUUUUAAUAUCUCCUGACAAACCAACAACAGGACAAUGAACUAGAAUGCUUUGACUGACUUCUUGUGAAUAGGUUUGGUAUGUUACUUGGGCCACUUUUAGUAGGCAAACAUGGAACGUUGCAGAAAGAAAUGUCAUGAAUAUAGCUGACGAUUCCUUUUUUUACAUGUCAGAGAGGCAUGUUUGUUCUUCAUAGCAUAUUUCUAUCUGAAUAUUACACAACGUUGUGCCGUUCUGAAUGUAAUCUUGCGGCGUCUCUCUACAAAUCAACAAACGAGCUAAAGAUGUAAAUGUCAGAGACAACAGUAAUUUGUAAACAUUAAAGUUUGCUUCAUUCAUGACAAGUUGGAAACUCAGAACCUCUGAGUAAACAUUAAUUAACAUAUUGGUUGAUUUGGAUACUUUCCAAGUGGGAAAUAUUAGUUUCCUAGUUUCACAUGUCAUGAGUGCAGCAUAUCUUCCAAGAAUAAUUAAAUAGCAUUUAAGAAACUCUAUAGUAAUAUUGUCUUCUAUAGUUCUUGAGAAAUGUGUUGCCUCAAGUAGCCUUCUGGGUAAUUUGACUCUGUAUCCAAAUGUAGUGUACUAUAAAGUGUCCUAUAAUCAAUUGAUUCAUUACAUUGAGUUGACACAGCCCUAUCAGAGAGCUCUUUCCAUGAAAGCCAAACACAUGUUCAGCAAUGUACAUAAAGACUGAAAUCCUUUCCUGUUUUUACAACAAACAAACCAUUUAUAACCCAGGCUCAGGUCCCCAAGGCAUUGGUUGCUAGAGAACAGGGUAAGAUAAGGCUGGCAGUGUUCACGCUGUACAAUAAAACAUUUCUGUAACGAGUGCAUGUUUGCUGCCGUCUCGGGACACGUAUCCCUUGAAGGAGAGAUUUGUAUUCUCCAUGGGAUCACCUGUGUAAAUACAGGAUGAUUGGUGAAUUCAAAUGAAUAGAUUGUCUUUGGCAGAAGAUAUGAAAUAAUUUGUCUUUUUAAUUAUCAAAUCAAACACUGUUCAAAUAAUGUGUUAAUGGGUGAGGAAUGUUGCUAAUGAUGUGCAGAUUUUUCCACUUAUCAAAUUAUAUUACCAUUAAUUUCCCCUACAGUUAACAGGCGAAAAUCUCCCUUGAUAAUAUAAGAAUGGUUCUUUCCCUCAUUCUUUAGCCUACAGCAGUGGAGACUGGUGAGGGAGGACGGCUCAUAAUAAUGAAUGGAAUCAAACAAGUGGAAACCAAGUGUUUGAUGUGUUUAAAACCAUUCCAUAUAUUCAGUUCCAGACAUUACUAUCAGACUGUCCUCCCCAUUUAAAGUGCCACCAGCCACCACUGGUCUACAGGCUGUUAACAGUCUAUGAGUGAAGUUCAUUAAUAGCAAAGUGAUAAAAGAAAUGCUCUCUUGACCAAACAUAGAGGACCUCUAAAGCUCCCGGUCCAUCAGCAGAAGAUACACAUCUUUAAUAGAUGCCGACUCUUCCCUUUGCUUGGCUGCUCCCAUCUAAGUUCUGCCGUGGCUUUGAUAGUCAAAUAACAAACCUGUCCUGUGGUAACCCCGUCCAUCCGUCCGUCGUCAGCGGGGAAAGCAUGGCAAAAAUGUGGAAGUGUAUCCCACACGUAUCAAGACCUAAUAUGAUGUGGGAACCAUGAGACAUGAGCAUGAUAUUACAAGUAUAUUGAAUUUUGAUUCAUCAGAAAAAAAAAUGUUUGUAACAUCUGAAAACAGAAAUCUCAAUUCUCAUACGUAUUUGACCUGUACACAAUACUUUUGUAUCAUAGG